UGCUUCCCCCCUCCCAUGCCUUCCUGCUUAUGGGAGCCAUGUUCUACGGUGGAGACGUAGCCUGAAACAGGUAUCCAUUCUCUCCAAUGAAAGCAGGAGGGGGGGCAGCAGGAACCCCCAACCAAGAAUUCAUGCAACCGCUUUUCUUACAUCACGGUGAAUCGUCAGUUCCGGUGCUACUCCCAAUGGCAGCCUCAUUCCCUGUCACGGUGUUUCCUGAGUCUCAGACAGAAGCGAGUGUUUAAUGUGUGGGAUAGGAGUUGGAAUCUAGCACGGUGAUUGGCCACACCCUUCACCAAUCUUGCUUCACACCCUCUUUGAGUUUUUUUGCCUGGCUGGGAUGUGUCCCUGGACUCUGAUAAUGCCUUUUGCUUGCUGGGAUGGAGGCUGGAGACAGGCUUGGAAGUGGAGUAAACAUGGUUGCCGAUAACAGAGAGGGCACCAUGUCCUCUAAGGACCAGGCGCAUCUGCUCUGUGAUGAGGCGGAACAACAAUUGGCUGCAGGUGACCCUUCACUCGCCACUGCCUUCUUCACGGCUGCAUUCAGCUGCAGCGUCCCGACAGCUGUCGAAAAAGUGGCUUCCCUGGGAGAAGAGUCACACACCAAAGUGACGGCCACGUUAUCAAAGUGGUGUCGGGAUGGCGGCCCCAUACCAAAGAUUCAGUAUGGUGGCCUGAACUACGCGUUGCUCAGCAUCGAAAUGGCAGCCGUUUUUCUCUCGACCCUCAACCCCAACAACACGGCCGCCUCUCUCUGCAAGAUGGAGGCCCUGCUCAAACUGGGCCACUACGAGGAAGUGCUGCGGCGAUGCGACUCUCUGCUGGACGCCCAGCCUUGUGUAGAGCUGGCCCUCACCAGGGCGUUGGCCCAGGUGCUGUCGCGGACCCACUUCCAAAAUGGCGUCACAGGUUAUCUGCGUGCUUUUGCGGAACGCCGGGAUGAGACGGUGAAGUUUGUGCGCGGUCGGCAAAGGGACCACCUGCAGCAGAUAAUCCAGGCGUUUUCUGACUUCGUCUCACUUCAGGAGAAGACUCGCUGCGGCAAAGGGGGCUUGGAAAACUGGCAGAGCGGCUGCUACAACUUCCUGCUUGCCAUUUCACCAGAAGACAUCCACACCUUCCAGGCCCAGGCAGCCCGCCUCUUGGAGAAGCACAAAUGCCAGGAAGGCGUCUCUGUCUGCAGCAAGGCAGCCAGUGGUGCAUUCUGGGACGAAAGAGCGCCUGGACUCCUCAUGGGCAGGGCUGCUUCAUACUUCUCUCAGGGCGGGAGGGUGGCAGAGAUGAUGCAGGACAUGACAGCUGCCUUUGAGGCAAACCCCGGCCUGGCAGCAAGGCACUUUGAGGCACUUUUCACCACUGAGGAUGCUGAGAGGGUAGAAAAGCAUGCCAGAGCAACCCUGGAUCUGGAGUUUGCUGCUUACAGAGAAGUUGUGCGUGCCAGACCCGAGGUCCGGAGCGACAGCGGCAAGGAGCUUCUCUCCCCAGUGAUCCGAACUCUUCGCUUCCUCAUUCAGAUUUCGCCAGGCGCCAGGCGCGAACUAAAUGUCCGCUUGGCAGACUGCUCCCUCUUGGAGGGCAGCGUCCAGGGUGCCUUGGAAAUCUGCAACCACCUUCUGGAUUCUGAGCAGGAGACCUAUUACAACACCCUCCUUGCCCUCCGGGGGUUCUGCCACCUCCAUGACAAACGUUGUGCAGAAGCCCUGCAGGAUUUCCAGAAGAUCAUAGAGUACAGCUCCCCACACCCCAGCAGUUGCAUCAAGGCUCUCUGUGGCCGUGGCUUAAUCCGAGCUUGGGGCAGUAGUCCUUACCUGACCGCCCUGGAUUAUAUCACUGCCUGUAGGUUUAGAUUUGAGGAGACCAGCUUUGUCAUCAAGUCCUACAUACCGUGGAACCAAAGGGGCUUCCUGUUGAUCGUUCUACAAGAGGAAGCAAGGAAGAUACUGGAAAGGAACCGGGACCCCAGGGGCAGCACAGCUCCCCAUCAGAACAAACCAAGAGGGCUAGAUGGAUUCCAAGUGAAAGAAGGUGAUGCAUCUGGAGCUCACCAGCUGGCUUCUCUCCUGUUGGACCUGGAUGCUUCAGAUGAGACAUCUCAGCUCCUCAGUGCUGAUGCUCUGUACCAAAUGGAUCGAGUAGAUGAAGCUCACAAGGUCCUAUUGGUGGCUCUCUCCAAAACCUCCCAGAGAUCUGCCUUCUUGGCCAGGCUGGCUCUGCUUCAGUUGAAAAAAGGCUUUCUAUACGAUUGCAACCAGCUGCUCAAGAAAAUGACCCAAACUGGGGAGACCUCCUGCCUCCUGACGGUCAUGAAGAUUUUAAAAGAGGAAGAUCGAGCAUUGAUGCAAAGCCACUGUCACUCCAGGGCCAUGACGAUCCUAAAGAACAAGCAAGGGGGGUGUUACAUCAAAGAAGCCAUCCUCUACCUCUCCUUUGCCAUCACCGCAGCAGGAGGUUAUGCUGUCGAUUCGCUUCUUAGCCGGGCCCGCUGUUAUGGGCAUCUUGGACUGAAGAAAACGGCCAUAUUUGAUUUCAAUGCCAUCCUAAAAGAAGACCCCACAAAUGCCCAGGCACUGAGUGGGAAAGGAUUUGUUCAUCUAGCUCUGAACCAGAAAAAGGAGGCUGUGCACAAUUUAACCUCGGCCCUAAGAGCCAACCCAGCCAUAGCAGUUUCAGAAAUUCUUUCAUUAAAGGAGGAGGCCCAGAUGUUGAUCCAUCAGUGGCUGUAUGACCACUGCAGGGCUAGGCUGUCAGAGUUCAUUGCUACCAGAGAGCCGCCCAUUGGAGAGACACUGAAGGACCUCGCUGUAGCUGGGGCAUUGCUUGUGAAAAUAAAGAGCAAGGACACAGAGAGUCACAUCCUUUAUGUGGACCUUUUAGCCGCGGAUGGGAGAGACAAUGAGGCUCUGGUGCACCUCCAGGGAGAGUUUGGUCACUCUGCACCCAGUGAUUCCAUCAAUGCUCGCUUUGGAAUGCUCCAGGCCAAGAAGAGCCACAUGAAUGUCGCAGCCCAUAUUUUGGCCAGUUUGGCCACAAAUGACUACAAAGACAUAGGGUACCUGAUGAGCUUCCUGGACACCAAGCAACGGCAAAGCCUUGCUCAGGUUGCUUCCAAAGAAGGAAAUGCACUGGUGAAAGAGCAAUUCUACACAAAGGCUGUUGGCUACUACUCACUGGCCGUCUUGGCAAGUAAUGGCAAUCCGCGAUACCUCCGCCAACGUGCUGCUUGCCUAGCCCACCUGAAGGACUACAAUAAGGCUUUGACGGACAUGGACAAGGUGAUCUCCAACCAUGGGAAGAACAGCCUGAAGACUCAGAUUGAGGACUACUGCUUGCAGGGACAUCUGCUCUUGUCCACCUCAGAGGAGGAACUGGCAGUCAAGCAGUACAUCCAAGCUCUUCAGCUGGGACAGUCUUUGGCUCUGACCAUCAUUGCUGCCAAUCACGAUGGGGAUGCACUGUCCAAAGCAUUCCUGCAAAGUGCUCAGUCCUCCUUUGCAGCAAGGCGUUAUGAAGAAUCCUGGAAGAAUGCAGAGUAUGGCCUGAUGAUCAACCAGAACAACACUGAGCUUAAGAGACUUAAAAUAAGACUUAAACGGGAGGCUUCUGGAUGCAGAGUACAAUAAUUUAUUCAGUUUGGGUCACAGGGGGCUUUCUCAUGACCUGCAUUUUUAAAUCAACCAUCUCGAUUUGCAUUUCCCGAAGUAACAUAUUUACUAGAACCUAGGUGGUGCUGUGGGUUAAACCACUGAGCCUAGGGCUUGCUGAUCAGAAGGUCAGCGAUUCGAAUCCCUGUGACGGGGUGAGCUCCCAUUGCUCUGUCCCAGCUCCUGCUAACCUAGCAGUUCGAAAGCACGUCAAAAUGCAAGUAGAUAAAUAGGAACCGCUACAGCGGGAAGGUAAACGGCGUUUCCGUGUGCUGCUCUGGUUCGCCAGAAGCGGCUUUGUCAUGCUGGCCACAUGACCUGGAAGCUAUACGCCGGCUCCCUCGGCCAAUAAUGCGAGAUGAGCGCACAACCACAGAGUCAGUCACGACUGGACCUAAUGGUCAGGGGUCCCUUUACCUUUACCUUUAGUUACUCUUCAGUUUUUGCACAUCACCCAAUGUUGUGAUACUAUAGUUCACCCAAAAUGUACCAGACUGCAUAUUUUAGAGUCAGGACAUACAAAAGUGUGUAUUUUAUGAAACUGUGUGUUGAAAAUCAAUGCAAUUUUUGGCGCCUUAAAAAAAAACCAAUAAUAAUUGUAGAGUAGUGCAGAAAUCGACUUAGGAAUGAGCACGUUCAAAGCUGGCACAGAUAGACAAAUGAAUGGAUCCAUCCUUCCUUAUUAUCCAGUGUUUUAUAAACCUAGACAAGGACACACUUUCUUCUUUCUUUUCUCUUUCUUUUGCUUGUAAAGACCAGAGAACAUAUAUGGAGAUGCCUCCUAUUGUACAGCAUCCUGUUUCUUGAAUGCCCUCCAUAUAACAAAAUCAUUCUGUCCAAGUUGUGAUUUUUUUAAAAU
Zootoca vivipara (common lizard) is the source of this 4500-nucleotide messenger RNA. It is a transcript of the gene TTC34, whose product is annotated as tetratricopeptide repeat domain 34. The record is from RefSeq and is a predicted model, not a curated record. Gene Ontology annotation, molecular function: protein binding. Lineage: Eukaryota; Metazoa; Chordata; Lepidosauria; Squamata; Lacertidae.